CGAACCCCGAUCCGGCAUUCCGCACCGACCUUGGAGUCCCAUUGCAUCCAGCAUCGAACGCGAGGCUAGCUAGUGCAUACCAUACCACACCACACAACACGACACCAUGGCACCCCCCGCAACGCAAACCAAACAAAUAGCCGCCAGAACGACGGUCCCCCUGGGCUUUGUCGCCACCUGCCUGCUUCUGUGCAGCGGCAUUGCCUUUACCGUGGGCCGCGUGACGCGGUUCUGCCUCGUCCCCGACUUGGACGCCGCUUUGGUCCAGGGGCCGCCCCCGGUGGUGGCCGCCAGGGGCAAGGACGGGGGCCUGCUCCCGACGCCCAAGGCCCACGCCGGCAAGAUCAUUCCCCAGACGAUCUACACGACGAAGAACUUUGACACGCGGCUCUCCGCCCUGUCCGCCUCGCAGUGGCUCCAGCCCGCGGACGAGGAGGCAAGCACCACCCCGAACGCCUCGCCGACCAACAACGUCGUCGUCCCCGAUCCCGCCAACGAGAAGCUCUCCCUCGGCGAGGACGGAACCGCCGACUACGACAAGGACGAGGAGGAGCACCUCCCGGCCGGGCAGCACCUGCUGGUCGACAUCGACGGCCUGGAAGCCGCCUUUCUGGACUCGGAGGCCCGGCUCGCCACGGCCAUGAUCGCCAUGGUCGACAACAGCGGUUUGACCCUGCUGUCCUACCACUGCCACGGGAUGUACCCCGAGGGGGUCAGCUGCGCGGGGGUCCUCCUGGAGUCCCACGUAUCCUUCCACACCUGGCCGACGGAGGGGGUCAUCACCCUCGACCUCUUUACCUGCGGGGCGACCUCCCUCCUGGAUUCCAUGCCGCUGAUCGAGGACCUCUUUGUGGUCCCGCGAGACCCCGACCGCAAGCCCAACGUCAUGUGGGCCUACAAGCGCCGGGGCUUCAACGAGCAGAGCGGCAAGGUCGGGGAGCGGGACACCUUUGCCUACCCACUGGGAGUGCACGGAAUGGAGUACAAGAAAGAAGUAAGCAAGAAACCGUGCAACGAAGCCAGAAGAACGAAACGAGGCGAUGGAGGAACCAUCGUCUCGGAAGGAUAGCGCGGUCCGCUCACAAAAGUUUGUUGUUGUUGCUGUUGUUGUCGUCGUCGUUUGCUUGCGCCACCAGCUUGCGUCUCUGACCACCAGCUCGGGAAAGAUCGCCAGGGUGUACGAGAUGCAGGAACACAGGCACCCCUCCCCGACCCGCCAGGUCUACCUGGACGGCGUCCUGAAGAGCAACUCGGUGGGGCAGGCCGCGGCCCACGAGAGCUCCGUCCACCCCCCGAUGCUCGCCCACAGCGCGCCGAAGAGGGUGGUCAUUUUCGGGGCCGGCCUCGGGGCGUCGACCCGGGAGGUCCUCAAGCACGCCGGCGUCGAGGAGGUGACCGUCGUCGGGGCCGACCGCGCCAUGGUGGGCUUUUCGAAGGAGUACCUGCCGGAGUGGAGCGACUGCUCGUACGCCAGCAAAAACGGAGAACCGGCCUGCUGCUUUGACGACGACCGCGUGAACUUUGUGUACGACCAGACCCCCCUGGAGUGGAUCGCCUCCUACGGCGGCCCGGCGUACGACGUGGCGCUGGUGGAUCUCUUGUGAGUGGCGGCAGUGCUUGCUGCGGGCAGGAUGCUGUGUCGUAGUGUGGAAUGCAUUCGGCGAAUCUAAUUUUUGCUUUUUUGUUUGCGAUGCAAAUGUGUUUACAGCGAUAUGGAAGAAGAAUUCGCCAUUGAAAUCAUGUCGAACCGCGAGCACACCCUCGACCAGCUGCUCAACCGGCUCUCGCACGACGGUGUUGUCUCUGUGAACAUUGCCGGGUCGACCAAGGCGGUCGAAUCCAUGACAAAGAGCGGCAUGACGCCGACCCGCAAAAUCCUGCAGACCACCCUGGCGGAGGAAAUGAAAAAGACCGGAUUCGUCGAGGCAUACGAAUACAACGAGUACAAGAGUGGCUUUUCCGAGACCCGGUCCUACGUCGUUGCCUUUAAGGACGCCGCGACGGCCAAGAACUGGAACACGAAGCAGUCCGAGACGGAAAUCAAGCUCAACAACCGCAUCGCUCGGGACCAGUCGACGGGAGAACUCGCCCUCGAAUUUUUCGACGCCGCCACCAUGGCGACCUAUUCCAAGUUCUCGACCAAGUCUUCCGGGGGUGGCCCCGGUGAGGACCGUUCCGGAGACGUGGAAGAGGAGGAAGCCGUGGAAGAAGCCGAGCUUUCCGAGAUGGCCGGUGGAAUGGCACAAACCGCCAACUCGAGCUGUUCCAGUACGGAAGACGAGGGCGAAUGCAAAAAUCCUAGCAUCGACAUUCCCGAGGAGCAGAUGCGGCCACACGAGGUUGUACGGGAAUCAUAAAUAGAGGGGAGGAUUGUAUAUCGUUAAUCACC
Pseudo-nitzschia multistriata is the source of this 2389-nucleotide messenger RNA. NCBI's taxonomy places the organism in Eukaryota, Bacillariophyta, Bacillariophyceae, Bacillariales, Bacillariaceae. The record is from the annotation of a GenBank genome assembly.